This is a messenger RNA of Eurytemora carolleeae, 2747 nucleotides long. Its product is annotated as serine/threonine-protein kinase PAK 6. Gene Ontology annotation, biological process: intracellular signal transduction; protein phosphorylation; regulation of MAPK cascade. The record is from RefSeq and is a predicted model, not a curated record. Lineage: Eukaryota; Metazoa; Arthropoda; Copepoda; Calanoida; Temoridae. Bases 116 to 400 code for a protein of 94 amino acids. Gene Ontology annotation, cellular component: cytoplasm. Gene Ontology annotation, molecular function: ATP binding; protein serine/threonine kinase activity. The transcript has 6 exons.
UUGAGAAGAGAAGCAUGCAUGAAGGCGAGAUUGCUGACAUCUGCCGGGAUAUCCUGUCAGCGCUGCACUACCUGCAUAGCCUUCUUAUAGUACACAGGUUGGGACUCCAUAUUGGAUGAGUCCUGAAAUAUUGAGAGGAGCCCCUUAUGAUACUCUGGUUGAUAUUUGGUCACUUGGUGUAACAGUUAUAGAAAUGAUAGACAGAGAACCUCCAAACUUUAACGUGAGUCCAUUAAUUGCGAUGAAGAAAACCAGAGAUGGUCAAGUCCCGAAACCAGUGAAAUCAGUCUCAAAAUCUCUGGCAGAUUUUAUUGAGUGUAUGCUUGAGGUGGAUCCGGAGAAAAGAUCAACAGCUGAAGAACUUCUGGAACAUUCUUUCCUGAACCAAACCUUCCUCUAGACUUAAGAAACAUUCUGUCUUGAACCAAACCUUCCUUUAGACUUCAGAAACAUUCUUUCUUGAACCAAACCUUCUUUUAGACUUCUGGAACAUUCUUUCCUUAACCAAACAUUUCUUUUGACUUCUGGAACGUUUUUUUCUGAACCAAACCUUUUUUAAGAUUUCUGGAACAUUAUUUCCUUUACCAAAUCCUUCUUCAGACUUCUGGCACAUUCUUUCCUGAACUAAAUCUUUCUUUAGGCUUAUUUUUUCCUGAACCAAACCUUUUUUAAGACUUCUGGUCAACCAAAUCUUUCUUAAGACUUCUGGCUCGUUAUUUCCUGAAACAAACACUUAUUUAGACUUCUGGCACGUUCUUACCUAAACCAAACCUUUUUUAAGACUUCUGGAACAUUUUUUCAACCAAAUCUUUCUUUAGACUUCUGGCUCGUUAUUUCCUGAAACAAACACUUCUUUAGACUUCUGGCACGUUCUUACCUAAACCAACCCUUUCUUUAGACUUCUGGACCAUUAUUUCCUUAACCAAAUACUUCUUUAGACUUCUGGCACAUUCUUUCCUGAACCAAAUAUUUCUUUAGACUUAUUUUUUCCUAGACCAAACCUUUUUUAAGACUUUUGGAACAUUCUUUCAUCCAAAUCUUUCUUUAGACUUCUGAAACAUUUUUUCCUUAAACAAUCACAGUAGACUUCUGGCACGUUCUUACCUAAACCAAACCUUUCUUUAGAUUUCUGGAACGUUCUUUCCUGAAUCAAACCUUUUUUAGACUUCUGAAACAUUAUUUCCUUAACCAAAUCCUUCUUUAGACUUCUGGCACGUUUAUUCCUGAAUCAAAUCUUUCUUUAGACUUCUGGCUCGUUAUUUCCUGAACCAAAUCUAUUUUUCGACUUCUGGAACAUUUUUUUCUGAACCCAGCCUUACUUAAAAUUUGCCUAAAAAUUCCGACUUGACUAACCUUUCUCACAAUUUACUUACUAUAACGUAUCCUUUCUCAGAUUUAAGAGUUUUUACGUCUAUAACCAAAACUUUAGUUGAAACUAAAAAAAUUUUCAAAGUAGAUUUUGUGUAAAUGUUUAAAUAUGCUAUUUGUUAAAAAUAAAUAAUAUCUCUCGUUUUUCCUGAUUUGCUUUUAAAUUCUGCAAGGUUACAUUAGACUUUACCGAGGACCUAGUCAUAUAUAAAUAAGAUAUAGUUUUUUACUUUAGAUCAUAUAUAAUACAUACUAAAUUAUUUGUAGCCAAAAUACUUACGGAAUACAUAAAGAACCUUGCAUUUUUGCGUUUAAUCUAUUUUUACUAGCUUUAAACAUUUGUUUGAAAUGUUCCGAUGGUUGUAAAUUUUCUCUUUGGUUGAAAAAAUGUCCAUCGAGAGCUGUGUACGAUCCAAUAUUAUGUGGGACACCCUGUACCCUGUACAGUGUAAAUAUCUUUGGUCUUGUAAAGUCUAAAAAACGUGGUAAACAUGUCUAUUCACUAUAAAACUGCAACAAGUUUCAUAAGAAUCAAACCUUGCAUUCCAAUGGAAGUUUUCAAGUUAGUUCACCAUUUUUAUCACAAAUUUAAUUCAGUAAAUUAUUUGUAAACAUUGUCGGAGACGAAAAAGAUUAUAAUGAAAAAAUUAAAAGUGAAAGAAAGGAAAUGGGAAAAAUAGGCAAAAAAUCCAUUUUUGCUACCAGUAUUAUGUUUCAAGGGUAAAAUCUUUCUUAAAAAUUUAAAAAUAAAUUAUUUGUCAAUUUUUGUUUUUGUGUGAAUAGGAUGCGGUUUAUAAAAUUGUUUAAUGUUGUAUGACAUCAUUAUUUCUAAAGUUAAAAUUUUUUUUAAAGCGUUUCUUGAUUUUGAUGCAAAUAGCUCAUUAUAAAUAGCUCGUAAGGAGGGAUGGACAAUAGCCAGAUUCGUUUUACAGAAACUAUUAAUGUUUAAGACGUUUAAAAGGGUUUACGACAAUAUGAGAAGGUUCUAACACUUUAAAACUUUUUUUUCUGUGGAAAUUUGCUUUAAUUAAAAAUUCAAAUUUGCUCUAAAGAAAAUACAAGGCAAAAACGAACCGAAAUACGAUCGUUUCUGUAAAACGAAUCUAGCUAUUGCCCAUCUCUACACGUAAGGAAAAGAAAACAUAUUGCAAAAAAAUACGCAAUUUUAGUAAAAAAUUAGAAAUUCAAGAGGAGAUCUAAUGUCAAUAAUCACUGCAUUGUUGUAAUCUAAACAAUUGAGAAUUUUUCUAAAAAUAAAUAUAUUUUAAUCUGUAAAUAUCUCACUUAAAGUAAUACUGGAACUCGCCACAAAACAAAUUAAAAACGGAAAUAAUUUAAAUAAUAUUUAAAACAUUGUCAUGCAAUUGAAAAUAUAAUAA